AUGACAGAGGCUGAUGAAGACGAUGGGCUGCAGCCGGGGCACGUGAAGCUGUCCAAACCCGUGGCUCUGUGGACGGUGCAGGACGUUUGCAAAUGGCUGAAGAAGCACUGCCCCAACCAGCACCAGAUCUACAGCGACUCCUUCAAACAGCACGACAUCACAGGCCGCGCUCUGAUGCGUCUGACCGACAGGAAGCUGGAGCGCAUGGGCAUCAUGCAGGAGGCGCAGCGGCAACACAUCCUGCAACAGGUUCUACAACUGCGGGCCGUGCUCGUUCAGAUUUGUCCUGGUUUGAGCUAG
This is a messenger RNA of Knipowitschia caucasica, 300 nucleotides long. Lineage: Eukaryota; Metazoa; Chordata; Actinopteri; Gobiiformes; Gobiidae. The record is from the annotation of a GenBank genome assembly.